GAGCCGUUUCUUCGUUACGACGAUCUUGCGAGGAGCAUGCUGUGGCGUAGCGGCAAGCAGUAUAUGGCCAAGAUGCGGGGCAUCGACGACCUUGCGCGGCUCAAGGAGGUCAACCCCGCCUUGAACCUGCUCGUCUGCGACCGAAAGACGAUGGCUGCGCGGUCCCGAGACGCUACGCUCGGGCAAGCGAAGCACCGGAUCGUAUUCUGGUCGUUCAUAAGCAGCUUUCUUGGCAUCUCGCUUCUCAGUCUGCUGCAGUACAAUGUACGCCUGUACCUCUACCCAAGCGAGAUCCAGGCGACGAGCUUGAUCGGGUCGUUUGGCGCGACGGCCGUUCUCGUCUUUGGCGUCGUCGACGCGCCGCUCGCCCAGCCUCGGAAUGUCAUUGGCGGGCACGUGCUCUCGGCCACAAUAGGGGUGAGUAUCGCCAAGGCGUCGCUGGGCAACGACUACAUGUGGCUGGCCUGCGCGCUUGCCGUGUCGCUCUCCAUGGUCGCCAUGCAGCUCACCGACACGAUGCAUCCGCCGGCCGGUGCCACGGCCCUCCUUGCUGUGAUCUCGCCGCCGGCGGUGCGCAACCUUGGCUACUUUUACGUUAUCUCGCCCAUCUUGGUUGGCAGCUGCCUUCUCGUGGCGGUCAGCGUCCUUGUCAACAACUUGCAGCGCCAAUACCCGCGGUACUGGCUUCGUGCAUCGUACGUCGUCCGAGACGUGGUUGAAUGCUAUGCUCAUGCGGGGUGCUAG
Saprolegnia parasitica CBS 223.65 is the source of this 744-nucleotide messenger RNA. RefSeq lists its product as hypothetical. The coding region runs from base 37 to 744 and encodes 235 amino acids. The transcript is spliced from 4 exons. NCBI's taxonomy places the organism in Eukaryota, Oomycota, Saprolegniomycetes, Saprolegniales, Saprolegniaceae. The record is from RefSeq and is a predicted model, not a curated record.